AUGCCGGGAAGCGGUAGAAAGCCGAUGAAGGUUGUGAUAAUCAACACACACUACGUAGAAACUGAUGCAACGAGCUUCAAAUCCGUUGUGCAGAAGCUGACCGGAAAGGAUUCCACGCUGGCGAAUGAUCCGGAAGAGUCGGAGAGCAGGAUUCAUUUCAGAGAAAGAAUGGCGACGACAAGGUCCAGUAGUAGCGUUCAAAUUUUGAUGAGAAAUUCGUCCUUCAAGGAGUUUGAUAGAUUGCUUAGGGAGGUGCCGCCAUUAUUAAUGCAUGAGCUAUGUGAAUGA
Messenger RNA from Corylus avellana, 288 nucleotides. Its product is annotated as VQ motif-containing protein. Lineage: Eukaryota; Viridiplantae; Streptophyta; Magnoliopsida; Fagales; Betulaceae. The record is from RefSeq and is a predicted model, not a curated record.